This is a messenger RNA of Stylonychia lemnae, 771 nucleotides long. The record is from the annotation of a GenBank genome assembly. Lineage: Eukaryota; Ciliophora; Spirotrichea; Sporadotrichida; Oxytrichidae.
AUGCUGUUACAUUCUGGAGUACCAAUGUAGGAUAUAGAGGUAUUCAAUGUAAUGAUAGAUAAUCAGAGAAAUUAUAUUAGAACAGUAAGAGUUGGAUCUCACCAAAACCCGGCAAUGUUAUUGAUUCAUGGGUAUGGAGGGUCGUCAUAGAUGUUCUUGGGAUGGGUGGAAGUAGCUGACCUAAAUUUGCCAUUGAAAACUCUGAGGAGACAGAUGACUAUUUAACUUUAUGGCUUGAAUAGUGGAGGUAGUCACUUGAGUUAUAAUCUUUUAUUUUGGUUGGGCAUUCAUUUGGAGGUUAUAUCAGUAAUUAUGAGAAGAGGAUCUUCUGAAUACUGCAUAUUUAGAUGUUUCAAUCAUGAACUUUUUGCUUUUCAUCCUCUUAAUUCAGAUGAUAGAUUAGGGAAAAUAAAGAUUCCAGUAAGUAUAUAUUAUGGAGAUACAGAUUGGAUGAGAAAAGAUGGAGCUGAAGAUAUUAUAAACUAAAAUCCUUAUAAAGGGACUCAGAGUCAUAUUUUUACAAUCUCUGAGAGUAAUCAUCAAAUGUUUUUUGAUAAUCCCGCUGAAUUGGUGAAAAUCAUGAUACAGGAUUUGAGUAAUCUAGAUAACUUAGAUUGCUCUGAAAAUGAUAUUGAAGGUUAAGAUCAUAUAUUACAUUUAAAAUUAGAUAAAAGGAGAUAUUCUGAACAUUAAUAGUUGAAUUAAGAAUGCUUAAAAAACCAUAUUUCUAGAGAAAUCUGUUUUGAUGAUAUUCUUAGUAAUAGAGUUUGA